Messenger RNA from Suillus subaureus, 783 nucleotides. RefSeq lists its product as uncharacterized. Bases 1 to 783 code for a protein of 260 amino acids. NCBI's taxonomy places the organism in Eukaryota, Fungi, Basidiomycota, Agaricomycetes, Boletales, Suillaceae. The transcript is spliced from 3 exons. The record is from RefSeq and is a predicted model, not a curated record.
AUGAAGUAUGAGGGAAACCUCUUACUCUUCAUCAAUACCCAUUCGGAUACCAAGACUGGUGACCUUGUUGUUUCCAGUGACCUGAAGCACAGUGGGUCUGUAUGGAUUUGUGAGCUGAUAGAAAACUACAUCGGAGACCAUCAUCUGGCAGCUGCCGCACAGGCGAUCGCAUCAAUCAACUCCAAGCCUGGGGUUGGCUCAUGCACUCAUGGCCUCAUUGUCUGCACAUGUGGAGCGACGGGGAGAGUGCCCAAAAGUGCUGAGCUGUUGAAGAGUCUCAUCAAGAAUGACAUUUUUGAUUUUGUUCUCACUUUUGCAGGCAUCUAUAUCAUGGACACAAUCAUUGCACCCGCCUUGACCUGGUUCAUCGAAAAUGUGUACAUCUAUGACAUGAAGAUCUGGGAUGCACUUGAACAGUCAUUCAGUGAGGAUCUUCAUGCACUCAAGCAGGCGCCAGUGAUGUUGGCAUUUGCCAACAUAUAUGUUGACCUGAACAAUACUCACGAAUGUGUGGUUGAUUCACAGGUGCUCAUGUACUCAAACCUCUUGGAUGGGGGGCCUUGGGGCCUGGAUAUAUUCUGUUGCUUGAAUGCAAAAUGUGGUUCCCCAUCCUACAACAUCAUCUUUCGCCAUUGCAGCAAGCAGUACUAUGGGAGGUACUGGUUGAAAACCAACAUCAGGUAUACCUGCCUCCAGUGCCACAUAACCAACAAGGCAAUCACAACUCCCAAAUGGAUCUUCUUGGCUUGGUCCCAGAACUUUGGGUGCAUCUGGUAUCAGUAG